AUGUUUAGCUGGCUCGGUGGUGAUUCUUCAAAGAAGAAGAACAAGGAAGUGUUAGAUUCGGUUAGUGAAGGACUGCGAAAGAUCUACAAACAGAAGCUCUACCCACUGGAGGAGCAUUACAAAUUCCAUGAAUUCCAUUCACCUGCUCUCGAUGAUCCCGAUUUCGAUGCCAAACCGAUGAUCCUCUUAGUAGGACAGUAUUCAACCGGUAAAACAACAUUCAUCAGAUAUCUCCUAGAAGAGGAUUUCCCUGGUAUUCGUAUCGGUCCCGAGCCUACCACUGACAGAUUCAUUGCUGUAAUGCAUGGAGAUGAAGAAGGAGUGAUCCCUGGAAAUGCUUUGGUGGUUGAUGCUAAGAAACAGUUCCGAGCUUUGAGCGGGUAG
Haemonchus placei is the source of this 384-nucleotide messenger RNA. The record is from the annotation of a GenBank genome assembly. Lineage: Eukaryota; Metazoa; Nematoda; Chromadorea; Rhabditida; Trichostrongylidae.